Protobothrops mucrosquamatus (brown spotted pit viper) is the source of this 1329-nucleotide messenger RNA. RefSeq names its product PBX homeobox 3 (gene PBX3). The transcript has 9 exons. Gene Ontology annotation, biological process: eye development; embryonic organ development; brain development. Gene Ontology annotation, cellular component: nucleus. NCBI's taxonomy places the organism in Eukaryota, Metazoa, Chordata, Lepidosauria, Squamata, Viperidae. The coding region runs from base 1 to 1302 and encodes 433 amino acids. Gene Ontology annotation, molecular function: DNA-binding transcription factor activity, RNA polymerase II-specific; RNA polymerase II cis-regulatory region sequence-specific DNA binding. The record is from RefSeq and is a predicted model, not a curated record.
AUGGACGAGCAGUCGCGGAUGUUGCAGACGCUGGCCGGCGUGAACCUGGCCGGCCACGCGGUGCAAGGGGGCAUGGCUCUGCCGCCUCCCCACGGGCACGAGGGCGCCGACGGCGACGGCCGCAAGCAGGACAUUGGCGACAUCCUCCACCAGAUCAUGACCAUCACCGACCAGAGCCUGGAUGAGGCGCAAGCAAAAAAGCACGCGCUCAAUUGCCAUAGAAUGAAGCCGGCUUUGUUCAGUGUCCUGUGUGAAAUCAAAGAGAAAACAGGUCUCAGCAUCCGAGGGGCGCAAGAGGAAGACCCCCCAGAUCCGCAGCUCAUGAGGUUGGACAAUAUGCUUCUCGCAGAAGGCGUCUCGGGUCCUGAGAAAGGUGGCGGAUCAGCGGCGGCGGCAGCGGCGGCGGCUGCUUCGGGUGGAACUUCAGAUAAUUCUAUUGAACACUCAGAUUACCGAGCCAAAUUGACGCAGAUCAGACAGAUCUACCACACCGAGCUGGAGAAAUAUGAGCAGGCGUGCAAUGAAUUCACCACCCACGUGAUGAACCUCCUCCGAGAGCAGAGUCGGACACGGCCCAUUUCCCCCAAAGAGAUCGAGAGGAUGGUGGGCAUCAUCCACCGGAAAUUCAGCUCCAUCCAGAUGCAGCUCAAGCAAAGCACUUGUGAAGCGGUCAUGAUCUUGAGAUCCCGGUUCCUUGAUGCCAGGCGAAAAAGGCGCAACUUCAGUAAACAAGCCACAGAAAUCUUGAACGAGUAUUUUUACUCACACCUCAGCAACCCCUACCCCAGCGAAGAAGCCAAAGAAGAGCUGGCAAAGAAGUGCAGCAUCACGGUAUCGCAGGUAUCCAACUGGUUCGGCAACAAGAGAAUCAGGUACAAGAAAAACAUAGGGAAGUUUCAAGAGGAAGCCAACCUGUACGCUGCAAAAACCGCCGUGACGGCAGCUCACGCCGUAGCCGCCGCGGUCCAAAAUAACCAGACCAACUCGCCCACCACACCGAACUCUGGUACUUCCAGUUCUUUUAACCUUCCUAAUUCUGGGGACAUGUUCAUGAACAUGCAGAAUCUGAAUGGGGAGACUUACCAGGGGUCUCAAGUUGGAGCCAAUGUGCAGUCACAGGUGGAUACCCUGCGUCAUGUUAUCAAUCAGACGGGAGGAUACAGUGACGGUUUGGGAGGAAAUUCACUGUACAGUCCACAUAAUUUAAAUGCAAAUGGAGGCUGGCAGGAUGCGACCACUCCAUCUUCGGUGACUUCUCCAACAGAAGGCCCGGGAAGCGUGCACUCCGAUACCUCUAACUAAUCUCGCAACAAGUCCUUCCUCUCUCCC